CAUUUUGUUAACAGCUGCUUACGUGGAAAAUGUAUGUAGAAAAACUCGGCAAAUACCGCAAAGAAUUAAAGGAAGUUGAUUUCUAGAAUUUCUUCACAAGUAGAAUAGGUGCAACAAUAAAUAUAAAAUGGUUCGCAUUGGUUUGCAAAUCUCUGCUACUUUAGAGAAUAUCGACAGUCUGGAAACAAAUCAUCCGGAUUAUUCGUUUUUUGUGAAAAUAAAAUGCUCCAAUUGUGGUGAGCCGUCAGACAAAUGGCACGACAUAACGGAAUCAGAGCGCAUACAAGCAAGUUCUGACGCACGAAAUCCUGAAGGUUUCAACUUUUAUAUGAAAUGUAAAAUGUGUGGCCGUGAGAACAGCAUUGAUAUAGUGGAAAAAACGAAUUCGCCUUACACACAUGAAGAUGCGGGCAAGUUCAAAACAAUUGUGAUCUUCGAUUGCCGUGGAGUGGAGCCUAUUGACUUUUCACCGCGUCAUGGCUGGAUAGUGCGUUCUGCGGAAAAUGGUCAAACAUUCGAAGAUGUGGAUCUAUCCGAAGACGAUUGGGUUGAAUAUGAUCAGAAGAAUAAAGAAUCUAUUGGUGUAUAUGAAUUCGAGUCGCAAUUUGUAAAAUUGAAGAAAUAAUAUGAAAUUUGUACAAUAUAUAAAUACACAUAUAUCCACGUAUUAUAUAUAGUUGAGCAGUUGUUUAAAGACACCUUGAAGUGUUUGUUCGCUGCUUAUGAUAUUCUUGUUAAAGUUAGUGUUUGCCGAGAAUCAAUAUCAAUAGAUUUAUAAACCUAACUCACAAAAAUCUUGAAAAAUAA
Messenger RNA from Bactrocera latifrons, 807 nucleotides. Its product is annotated as UPF0587 protein CG4646. The coding region runs from base 128 to 625 and encodes 165 amino acids. Gene Ontology annotation, molecular function: zinc ion binding. The record is from RefSeq and is a predicted model, not a curated record. The transcript is spliced from 2 exons. Lineage: Eukaryota; Metazoa; Arthropoda; Insecta; Diptera; Tephritidae.